Molecule: messenger RNA, 1473 nt
Organism: Dendronephthya gigantea
Lineage: Eukaryota; Metazoa; Cnidaria; Anthozoa; Malacalcyonacea; Nephtheidae
Exons: 4
Coding region: 1-1008 (335 amino acids)
Source: RefSeq, a predicted model, not a curated record
AUGAUUUUUCUUAAUAUUUUUAGUUCAGUAUUUUUUUUAUUCGUCCAUCUUGCAACAAUUUUGUACUGUGUUACACAGGCACAAUUGUCUCAAUUUGAUAUACAGUCAGUAAAUAUAAGCCGAAGUGAGGUUGAUCUGUUCUACAUAAACGUUCGCAACACCGGUUCUUGUGAGAGUUUGCAAAAUAUUGCAACAGAGGAAAUUGGCGCAACUUGCAGAAUUUACUCCACUCGUGAUGGACUGUGUUCUUUGCAAUGCAGCUGCUUGGGGAAUACUUCAAAUUUCAUUGUGAGUAAAAGGAAUUGUGUUGAUGAACGACGUUUUAGAGAAGGUUGCGAUUAUGUGUUUGGCUCGUGGACAUGGAAAAAUGGCUGGAAAUGGGACACAAACGAGGACCAACUGCCAAUCGUUAAUAUCGGUUCUCAUGGAAUAACCACAGCGAUAAAUGCCUCUGCAUGGGUGUCUGACAAGUGCGCGGUAUCUUCGAUUGACAAGUACAGUGCAAGAGGACUGUGGGAGACGUUAGAGCCAGUUGUUUUUCAAACAAACAAUGUCGUGUUUUUCAAGCUACAAGGAAUGUGGCACUUCACUUGGAUUUUUUCCGAACUUAAUUCAAGUAGAAAGGAGAUUGAAGGCAGAUAUAUUCGCGUGAACAUAAGAUGUAGCGAGGACAAUACGAUCGAUGGCUUCAUUGUUUCAAACGAUGUUUCUUCUUGCACGGUUUUAAAGAUAACUGGUAAUAGAACACAUCGAUAUGCAUCAAACCAAACGACCGAUUUUCCCACAUCUGAAACGGAUACAAAUGGUGAAGACUUAUUCUCCAAUAAACUGGUUUUAAUCGGCUUCAUUGCAGGAGGAGUUCUUCUUCUUUUGCUGGUCGUUGUAACAGCAGUGUAUUGCAUUCAUGGUAAAAAGUUUUGUCUAAAAUCCAAGACUGCAGUCGCCAGUGAGAUUGCUGAUAAAUACAGCUGCAAUGUGAACAACGGUGAGAUGGUAGAACAUGUGUAGUCCUCUCUCUCUAUAUAUAUAGCUCAGUUCUUGAGAGCACGUCACUUCUGGUCGCCUAGACAACGCCUUGGCAAUUUUUUCAUGCGUCGUUUCCAGGCCUUUAUAGUAGACGCACCUACAGCACUAUUUGACAAAAACAAAUAGCGGGUGACACCUCUUAUGGUAAUGAAUAAGUACAACGUAAGGUUGUCACUGAGACAAGGAAGUUGAAACACAAUAUUGGCAGUGUUUGCUUUUCAUAAGGAUACUGUAUACAAUAGAUCUUAUUCAACUUGAAUAAUCACGGAAAAUACGCAUUGUAACAUAAAGUUCAUAACGUAGGGAAAAGCAGAUUUUAAUACAUCGCCGAGGUUCACUUGGAUGAUGUGCGAAAACGGUCUAACUAGCACUGAAGUAAAUUUUUAGCUCAAUAUAGACAUGCAGUAAUCUUGAAAUAAAUUUAUAAUGUGUGAAUAUAUAAUGUUG